Messenger RNA from Dracunculus medinensis (Guinea worm), 492 nucleotides. The record is from the annotation of a GenBank genome assembly. Lineage: Eukaryota; Metazoa; Nematoda; Chromadorea; Rhabditida; Dracunculidae.
AUGGGACUUAACGAUUCUUUAAGGUAUGCUCAAGAUGAAGUGCUCCAAUAUAAUCCGUUAUCACAAGAUGAAGAUUAUUGCAUUCCGUCGACUUCGUCUUGCAAAAAUACAGAAUAUAUUCGCUGUCAGUUAUCAUUCGAAGAUCCACAAAUGGAUAAAAGUCAUCGCCAAACAAAUGAAAUAAUGUUUGAAAUCUACGAUUAUUUGACAUUAAAGUUGGAAGCAAUGUUCAAUGGGCAACUGGAGCGAUUUCCAAAAUUGUUCACUAAAGAAUGGGAUGAUCACUAUUCAACAUUUUAUCCUGAAAAUGAUCUCCGAGAACGACGUCGUGCAAUGGAACUUGAAUUGGAUUGUGAUGAGAUUCGUUCGGAGACAUCCGAUGACCGAAGUAAUGGGAAAAAAGAUAAAAAAAUUGAACUUGAUGAACGUAUUCGAAAACGCGUGCGCCGUGGUGAUCGGGCAGAAAAAAUGAAAAAAGUGAAAUACGUUUAA